This is a messenger RNA of Aphanomyces astaci, 1733 nucleotides long. RefSeq lists its product as hypothetical. The transcript is spliced from 5 exons. Lineage: Eukaryota; Oomycota; Saprolegniomycetes; Saprolegniales; Verrucalvaceae. Bases 42 to 1649 code for a protein of 535 amino acids. Gene Ontology annotation, biological process: translation. Gene Ontology annotation, molecular function: GTPase activity; translation release factor activity; GTP binding. Gene Ontology annotation, cellular component: translation release factor complex. The record is from RefSeq and is a predicted model, not a curated record.
UUUUCGUCCUCCAACCAUCUCGGAAAAGUCGACUGAGCAAGAUGAGCCUCAACCCGAACGCCAAGACGUUCUCCUUCAACCCGGCCGCCUCGUCGUGGACGCCGCCAGUGCCGUCACAGAUCCUUCCCAAGCCUAAACCUGCUGCCGCGGCACCUGCUCCCCCUGCUGCUCCGGUGGCGGCGCCGCCUGCCCCACCAGCUGAGGUUGUGGCGUCUCCCAAGAAAGCCGCUGCUGCACCGGCCCCCAAACCCGUCGAGGAAAAGAAGGCUGCCGCGGUUGUCGAGGACGCUGUCGUCGCGGACGAGGACUUUGAACCGCUGACGGACGAAGAAAUCGGCGAAGAAGAUCCUCGCGAACACAUCAACGUCGUGUUGAUCGGCCACGUCGACGCCGGCAAGUCGACCUUGUCCGGCAACAUCCUGUACUUGAUGGAUCAAGUGGACAAGCGAACCAUCGAACGCUUCGAGAAGGAAGCCAAGGCCCGCAACCGCGACUCUUGGUUCCUCGCGUUCAUCAUGGACACUGGGGAAGAGGAGCGCGCAAAGGGCAAGACCGUCGAAGUCGGCCGCGCGCAGUUUGACACCCCGAACAAGCGCUUCACCAUCUUGGACGCGCCUGGGCACAAGAACUACGUCCCCAACAUGAUCCAAGGCGCGGCGCAGGCCGACGUCGGCAUCCUCGUGAUUUCCGCGCGCAAGGGCGAGUUCGAAACGGGUUUCGAACGCGGUGGACAAACCCGCGAACAUGCGAUGCUGGCCAAGACCCUCGGCAUUAACAAGCUUAUUGUUGUAAUCAACAAGAUGGACGAAGCCAAAUGGGCCAAAGAAAGAUUCGACGAGUGUGCCGAUAAACUCCGCCCGUUUCUUCGCGGCUGUGGGUAUGCUGUUAAACGUGACGUGGUGUUCAUUCCGAUCUCGGGCCUCGCGGGUGAUAAUAUCAAGGUUAAAGUGGACCCAUCGAAAGCUCCAUGGUAUGAAGGCGAGAGUUUGAUUGACUUUCUCGACACCAUGACCAUUCCUGGGCGCAACCCCGCGGGGCCGCUGCGGGUGCCCGUGCUCGAUCGAUAUCAAGAGCGCGGUACGAUUGUGCUCGGCAAGGUCGAGUCGGGGGUGCUCACUACGGGCGCCAAGAUCGUGCUGAAGCCCACAAGUCUGCGUACAACUGUAGCGCAGGUUUACAUCAACGACAAGCCGGUGCGCACAGCCAAACCUGGCGAAAACGUGACCAUGCGGCUCACUUGUGGCCUCGAAGAGAUCACCAAGGGCUUUGUGUUGGUCGGGGCCGCCGAAGCCGACGAAGCCAAAAGCGUGACUAAAUUGGUGGCUCAGAUUGCGUUCGUCGAGGCUUUGGAGCACCGUCCACUGCUCACGGCGGGGUACAAGGCCAUCCUCCACUGCCAUACGAUUGCGCAGGAGUGCACGAUCACGAAACUGCUGCGUCCUAUCGACCCCAAGACUGGCGAAGCACUCAAGAAGAAGGUCAUGUUCGCCAAGGCGGGCCAGAGUGUAGUGGUGCGCCUCGAAGUGGACCAGUCGAUUUGUGUGGAAACCUUCGAAAAUCUGCCGCAGAUGGGCCGUCUGACUCUGCGAGAUGAAGGCAAGACCAUCGCCGUGGGAAAGAUCCUCAAGCUAGAGACCAAGGCUGCGUAAGAUUGGGAAGAUGCCAGAUUUAACUAACUAGUAAUGGUGUUUUGCUGUUGCUGUAGCCAACAACGAUUAGUAGUAGUAGUAGUG